GUCGCUAUUUAAGAGUGGCCUGGAAACAAAGCGAGAAAAGACCUUUCCUCUCCAAGCACCGGUCACCACCACACCGUCACUUCCCCUUCUCAGCCCAGUGGAAACCGCCGAAAUGUCGUCGUCCCCGGCGCCGUCGCCGCGGGAGCACGUGGAGAGGAUCCGACGCGACCGCUACUUCAUCGGGCGCGGCGAGCAGAACCCGCUGGCGGAGGACAUGAACCAGGCCGUCAACUACCUCAGCCAGGAGCUCUACUCCAAGGACGUCCACUUCCUCAUGGAGCUCGUGCAGAAUGCUGAAGAUAACGAAUACCCUUCUGGAGUGGCACCUUCAUUGGAGUUUCUAAUUACAUCGAAGGACAUUACCAGAUCGGGUGCUUUAUCAACUUUGCUCAUCUUUAACAAUGAGAGGGGAUUCUCAUCAACCAAUAUAGAUUCCAUCUGUCGUGUUGGGAAAUCAACAAAGAAGGGAAACAGGCAUCAGGGUUACAUUGGAGAGAAAGGCAUUGGGUUCAAGAGUGUUUUCUUGAUAUCAAGUGAGCCGCAUAUAUUCAGUAACGGCUAUCAGAUCAAGUUCAAUGAGAAACCAUGUGCUGAAUGCAACAUUGGAUACAUUGUCCCUGAAUGGGUGGAAUCCACACCUAGCCUUUCAGACAUCGAAGCCAUAUAUGGACGCUCCAAAAUCCUACCUACAACCACCAUCAUCUUACCCUUAAAGUGUGAGAAAGUUGAUGCGGUGAAGAAGCAACUGUCAAGCAUGCAUCCUGAAAUGCUACUCUUCCUGUCAAAGAUCAGGAAGCUUUCUGUCCGAGAGGAUAACUCUGAUCCAAAGAGUAGCACUGUUAGUGAGAUCUCAAUUUCCAGUGAAAGGAAUUACCAAGCCAGGAAGAAUAUGCAUGCAGAGUCUUAUACACUCCACUUGUCAGCUGAAGAGAGUGGUAAAGCAGAAGAAGAAUGCGGUUACUAUAUGUGGAGGCAGAAAUUUCCAGUCAAGACAGAGAACAGAAUUGACAAACGUGCUGAAAUCGAUGAAUGGGUGAUAACCCUAGCCUUCCCACAUGGCCAGCGACUGUCCCGUGGGAAGCAGCUAUCACCUGGAGUCUAUGCUUUUCUCCCUACCGAGAUGGUAACAAACUUCCCCUUCAUCAUCCAGGCAGACUUCCUCCUUGCCUCAUCAAGGGAGUCAAUACUGUUCGACAGUCCAUGGAACAAAGGAAUCCUAGAGUGUGUCCCAUGUGCUUUCAUGAAUGCUUUUGUAACACUUGUGAAGUCAGGAGCUGACACACCAGCAAUGUCUUUGCCAUCUAUGUUCAACUUCCUACCUGUCAAUUCCUCACUAAUCCCACUACUUGAGCCUGUUAGGUCUGGCAUCAAGAAUAAGGUUCUUGCUGAGGAUAUAGUUCCUUGUGAGUCUUAUGCUUCACAAAAGAUAUUCUGCAAGCCCAGUGAAGUUGCACGGCUGAAGCCAGCCUUUUGGACUAUCCUUGGCAAAGCACGGGAAUGUGGAAUGGACUUGAGGAAUCUGUCAACUCAUGGAACCUACAUUCUUAGUUCUCAUUUUGACAAGAGUACACACAACAGUGUGCUUGAAUUUCUGGGUGUCAAAAGUGUGAACACUGAAUGGUAUGCAAAAUGCAUUGAAGGGUCUAAUCUUGUCAAGGAGGAACAUGAACAGCUUUACCUGGAAAUUAUAUAUUUUGUUGCCAAUAAUUGGGAAAACUGUUUCUAUGGUACAAACAUGAUGUCAAUUCCCCUACUGAGAUAUGUUGAUAGGAAUGGUGUUCUCUUGUUUUGGAGCAUAUCAAGAGCUACUCAGUGCAAGGAUAGGUUGUGCAUUGCAUCUGACAAGACAUACAGAUCAUGGUUAAUCAGCUGGAACAAGGAGUUUCCAUCUGCUAAUCGGUUCUUUCUCCAUCCCAGCACACAGAUUGCUCUGGAAGGUUUCUCACAGAAGACGAUAGUCGAAAACUGGCUUCAGAACCAUGCAAGAGUCGAGGUUAUCUCUGUCUACAGUUAUGGAUUGACUGUUGUUGAUUCUUUGGAUAAUGAUCGGAGACCUCUUGUUGCUUUCGCACACUUUCUGUACCACUCAUUGAAGAUGAAACACAUAGAGAGCUACCGCUUAUCAGAACUAUGUCGUGUCAUGCCGGUAAUUGACAGCUAUGGCAAUGUUGUCAAGGAAAGAAAUGGCAUUAUAGUUCCCGCCACGGGGAGCAAAUGGGUUUGUUUGCUGGGUACAAACCCAUGGAGGAAUGAUGGUUAUGUUGAAUUGUCAGCAGAUUACAAGUCAGCAGGCCAUUUUGCUGGGAACUACACAUCUGAGGGUCAGCUAUUGGAAUUCCUCAAGACACAUCUGCAUGCCUCAGAUGUCCCAUUCAUAAACCCACCAAAUGCCAGCUUCCCUACUGUAUCAUCGCCUCUCACAGUGGACAAUGCAUUCUUGCUACUGGAAUGGAUACGGAAUAUCAAGUCAAAUGUUGUAAGAUUACCAGAUCGGUUCCUGGCUUGUGUAAAACAAGGGAGUUGGCUAAAAACGUCAGUAGGGUACAAGCCACCAAAUGAAUCAUUUCUAUCUAGUGCUAACUGGGGAAGCCUUUUGCAAAGUGCAUCUUCCUUUGUUGAUAUACCAAUGAUUGACCAACAAUUCUAUCGAAACAAGCUCCAUAUGUACAAACAUGAACUCAAGGCGAUUGGUGGGAGAUUUGAAUUUCAGGAGGCAUCAGCUUACAUUGGAAGCCGCCUCAUGUCUAUGGCUGCAAUAAAUGAAUUGACCAGAGAGAAUGUGUACUCGCUGCUUCGGCUCAUUCGGUUCUUACGAGAGAAGAUUCUAUCUCCAAGUGAACUGAUCGACAGUGUUAAAGGUGGAUGUUGGAUGAAGAGCACUCUUGGCUACAAGCGUCCUUCUGAUUGUAUCAUCUGUGACUCAGAUUGGAAUGUGGCAUCAUGUAUUAGUAACCAACCAUUCCUUGAUGUCCAGUUCUAUGGCGAGGCAAUUCAUGACUACAAACCAGAGCUGGAGUUGCUUGGUGUUAUUGUUGGGUUCAAACAAAAUUACCAGCUUGUUGUUGAUAACUUCAAGUUCAAUUCUGCUUCUAUUACCCUUGAGGCUACUGUAUUAAUCCUUAAAUGCAUCCGCUAUGUCGGUUCAUGUGAAGAUUUCAUAAGGAAGCUCAAAGAUCUGAAAUGGGUGAAGACUAAUGUGGGAUUUCGUGCUCCCAAUGUGUCUUUUCUUGUGGAUCCUGAAUGGGAGUGCUUUGUGAAGAUUUUCAAAGAAGUUCCUAUAAUUGAUUUAGGAUUUUAUGGGAGUAUCAUCAACUCAUACCAAGAUGAGUUGAAGAAAACUGGUCUGAUAAUGCAAUUUGAGGAGGCAUCAAAGGUAGUCGCUCAGGUUUUCAAGAAAAUGGUAUCGACGUCAUCACUUACAAAGGCUAAUGCCCUUGCUCUACUAAAAUCUUAUCGGCAGCUAAGAACACACAGCCCACUUCCCGUUGAGCUUUUCAACUGCAUGCACAGAGAGAAGUGGCUACACACAUCACUAGGGUUCAAAUCUCCCUCAGAUGCAAUCCUAUUUGAUAAUGCAUGGCAAUGUUUAUCUCAUGUGGCAUUAUUACCAUUUAUUGAUGAUGGUGACUCUUGUCAUGGUUUGGGAAAUGAUAUUUAUGGUUAUAAAGAUGUGCUUAGGGAGUUCGGUGUUACUGUUGAAGUGAAAUUUGGUGCCAGAUUUGUCAUUGCUGGCCUCAGCAUUCCUGAUGAUCCAUCCAUCAUCUCCAAAGCUACCAUCUUUUCAUUGCUUGAGUGCAUCAAGAACUACUUUGCGUCUGCAACUGCACCUCCUAAGGACUUCCAGGACAAGAUUUGCAAGGAGUGGUUGAAGACAUCCAUGGGCUACAAAUGUCCUGAUGAAUGUAUCCUAUUUGAUGCGAGACAGUCUUCUCUGUGCAUGGAAGAUGGCCCUUUCAUCGAUGAAGCAUUCUAUGGUUUGGAGAUAGCCUCAUUCAAAGAUGCCCUUGCGAAGAUUGGAGUGAUCAUUGAUGUUAAUUGUGGACAAGAUCUUAUUGCUCGGCAUCUGAGAAGCCACAAGGAUAGAACUACUAUUUCCCGGAUCUACAUGUACCUGAUGGAGCAUAAUUGGAAGCCUGAUGACAACACCAGCGAUUGGAUUUGGAUACCAGAUGAAACCGAGGGCGGAGAAUGGGUGAGCUCAAGAAGCUGUGUUCUUUUUGAUAAGAAUAACCUUUUUAACCUGCAGCUACAUAUUCUGGACAAAUAUUAUGACAGGAAGUUGCUUAACUUCUUUUCAAUUACUUUCGGUGUGAGGCAUGGACCUUGUUCUGAAGACUAUUGCAAAUUAUGGGCCACAUGGGAGAACUCAGUCCACAUGCUCGCUAUAUCUGAUUGCUUCGCUUUCUGGAAGUUCAUUGCAGCUAACUGGACCAAAAAAACAGAGGAACUUCUAUCUGGUUGUGUCAAGGUUCCAGUAUGUACCGAUGGCAAGAUUAUUUUACGAAACAAGGAGAAUGUGUUCGUUCCUGAUGAUCUACUGCUUGCAGAUUUGUUCAACAAGCUUCCUCGUCAAUCGCUUUUCAUCUGGUAUCCUUCUUCCACCCUACCAUCCAUGUCUCGAGCAAGACUUAACAGGAUCUAUAAUAGCAUUGGUGUUCAGAGAAUAUCCAAAGCAGUCACGAAGAAUGAUUCUUUGACCUUAGAUAAUGGCCAUUUCAGAACAGUUGAUUCGAGCAAGAGGAUUAAGGUUGGCUUGCUCCAGAUUAUUAUGGCGUACCUUGCUGAUACUGCUCUUGACAUUCCUUCUGAAGAGAGGCAGGGGAUGGUUUCUUGCCUUCUGAAUGUGACUGUCCAAGAGACUGAUGAACCUAUCACAGUGGGCUAUAGUGUAAGCUUGUCAUCUGGAGAGGUUGUGGAUGUGAAGGCCUGCCGAAUGAUUCGGUGGGAAAGGGAGAAUUCCAAGCUGUACAUGCAGAGCAGCAAUGGCAAAUCCAGCUACGAAGAAAAGAUUAAGUUCGCAACCAACUUUGCAGACGAGAUAUCUAAAGGACUGCUCUUUGAGAUGGCGGAUCAGAUCCCUUCGCUCGCUGAACUCAUAAAAUUUGGAAGCUUACUGGACUUCCAGGAUGGUGCUGUUGGGUUCUUGCUAAGGUCCAAGAAUCUGCAGCUGUUCCCUGAAGAUGAGGAUUUUCUAUUUUCAAGAAAAAAGAUGAGGAUUUUCUGAAGUCUUCAAUGCCAGGUGGCAGCAAGAACCAGUAGUAGUGUUCUGCAGAAUAUGCUCUUUUGGACAUGGUUGUGGUAGUGUUCUGCAGAAUAUGCUCUUUUGGACAUGGUUGUGGUUCCUGAUGGUUUAUAAAAUAUCUGGUGUUGCAUCUGGAGGUUCAUGAAUGUGACUGCCUUGCUGUCUUCUGUUAGACUUAAUAUUAAGUCUUAAUGCUAAACUAUUAUCGCUAGUCUAAUCAUGGAUUUUGAACCACUUCGAACAAAACUUGUCAGUUGUUUCGCUGCAUAUUUUUAUGUAUGUAUGAUAUCACACUCACUCGAGUGUGGUGCUACUAAAGUACUAUAUUAUCGUCAGUGCAUGGUGCUACUAAAGUACUCUGAGUUUAGCUUUUGAGGAAAUUUGUUGUGGUGGCCAGUUAAUUGCAUGGGCUUAGCUUGUACAGGUGGCCAAAUAAGGAUGCUUCAGUCAGUCUUUCUGAUAGGCGUAUACGUCAGAACUCAGUUGCAGUCAUGCUGAUGAAACUGGGUGCUUCGGUCAGUCUUUGUGAUAAGCGUUUACGUCUGAAUUCAGCUGCAGUUUUGCUGA
This is a messenger RNA of Panicum virgatum (switchgrass), 5809 nucleotides long. RefSeq lists its product as uncharacterized. Bases 113 to 5224 code for a protein of 1703 amino acids. The record is from RefSeq and is a predicted model, not a curated record. The transcript is spliced from 5 exons. NCBI's taxonomy places the organism in Eukaryota, Viridiplantae, Streptophyta, Magnoliopsida, Poales, Poaceae.